AGCCGGCCGGUCUUUACAAGAUUUUCUCCCGGCGCCGAUUACUUUCCCGUCGUCGUCUCCUGCGAUGCGAUUACGAUGAGGAUUAAAAUGCUUUCUUCCAUUACUUCUCGUAUUCCGAUCUCAUCAUCGCAUCUUCUCAUAUCUCACCUUCAAUCGUUAAAUCUAUAUCACACUUCGCUGACGAGAAACCAAUAUCUUCACCGGAAAUCCACUAAUCACUCUGGAAUCCGGAAUUCAAAUCAUAAACCUCCUUUCAAGGCGGAAUCCAACCGGGAUCCCGAGGAGUUUGACCCGAUCCUAGUCGCGGAAACUCUGUCCUGCUACAGCAAUGACUGGAAAUCAGCUUUGGAGUUCUUCAUCUGGGUCGAAUCUCAACGGGGGUUCCAACACACCACGGCGACGUACAAUCAGAUCAUCGGCGUUCUGGGUAAGUAUUUCGAGUUCGAAACGGCUUGGAGUUUUAUAUAUAAAAUGAGAAAUUCGUUAGAUUCCAAGCCAGAUCACACUACUUUUCGAGUCAUGUUCAAUCGGUAUGUUCGAGCUCACCUUAUCAAUGAAGCCAUUGAUACGUUUGAUAAGUUGGACGAUUUCAACUUGAAAGACAGUGUUUCCUUCUCCAAUUUGGUUGAUGCUUUGUGUGAGUAUAAACAUGUGAUUGAAGCUCAAGAGUUGUGCUUUGGGAACGGGAAAGACAAUCAGAGAUUCUUGAGUCUUGACACCAAAAUCCAUAACAUGAUCCUUCGCGGGUUCUUUAAAAUGAACUGGUGGGGGAAAUGUAAGGAGUUUUGGGAAGAAAUGGAUAAAAGGGGAGCGGAAAAGGAUCUUUUUUCCUAUUCCAUUUACAUGGAUGUGCAGUGCAAGAGAGGGAAGCCUUGGAAAGCUGUGAAGCUCUUCAAGGAGAUGAAGAAGAAAGGGAUUGAAGUGGAUGUUGUGGCCUAUAACACUGCCAUUCAAGCCGUUGGGAUCUCAGACGGAGUUGAUGUGGGAGUAAAGCUUUUCAAAGAGAUGAUUGAACUGGGUUGUGAACCAAACGUGACAACAUUCAACAUAAUUUUAAAGCUUUUGUGUGAAAAUAUGAGGUUUGAUGAUGCACACAAGGUGUUCGGUCUAAUGUCUAAGAAGGGUUGUGAACCAAACGUGACUACUUACCACUGUUUCUUCAGAUGUUUUGAAAAGCCAAGAGAGAUACUGAAGAUGUUUGAUAGGAUGGUUGAAAGAGGAGUUAAACCAAGGAUGGAUACAUAUGUGAUGCUAAUGAGUAAGUUUGGGAGAUGGGGGUUUCUUAGACCAGUUCUUGAUCUAUGGGAGAAGAUGAAACAGCAUGGUUUAAGUCCAGAUGAAUCUGCUUAUCAUGUCUUGAUUGAUGCUCUUGUACAGAAGGGUAUGAUUGAUAGGGCUCGCAAGUUUGAUGAGGAGAUGUUGGCUAAAGGGCUUUCACCCAAGCCACGUGUACUUCCGAGGGACACUGAUGAUGACAGCAAAACUAGAUGUGGUUGAUAUCUCCUAUUCUCUUACUCUGGAGUGUGCAUUGUAAACAAAUGGGAGGGUCCAAUGGGGAGUGUCCAGCAAUUAGAGGGUUGAUUCAUGGCAAACCAACUGGAAACGGAACCUUCCGAAACCCAAAUUGUCACAAAUGCUUUCCUUUUUUCGUUUUCAGUUUAGCAUUUUCCAAAACAAACUGAAGCUUAUCGAAGAACACGCGUACUGAAACUGAUCCAUGAACACACAUACUCAAAUCUUGGCCAUUUGGAUAGGAUUGGAAAGAUCUAGAAUAUCAUUGUUGAAACAGACUCAGUGAAUGCUUAAAAACCGAUGACAGAUAUAAAGUCUGGCACUUCAAGCAACCUGCAACGUUUCCUGACUCGAAUAGUCGAAUGCAACAUACCCACUACAAAGCCAAUGUCACUUUCAGCGAGGGCAAUCCAGGUGAUAAACAAUGCAGUUGCAGAAGAUACAAUAUUUUGUUUGCGCUAGAUUGAAACUGAAAGCACGAAUAUCCCCUCAUAUUUUCCUCUAAGAGUUUUAGCCGAUCCUUUUGUUGUUUUCUCCUUUUCUGUAUCUUGUUUAUCUGAUAUUCUGAAGGCUUAGAGCUGUUGGCUGGGUCCACAUUAUACCCUCUUCAUGUGUUGAAUAGUAUUGAAUAGUAUAUAUUCCCUAAUUGUACUUAUUGUAAUGCUGAUUUUGAUAAGUAUUUAAGAUUUUAUACUUAGAGCUAUUAACACAUAAAAAAGUGUCAAAUGCCCGUUAAGAGUUAGGUUA
Messenger RNA from Cuscuta campestris, 2259 nucleotides. The record is from the annotation of a GenBank genome assembly. Lineage: Eukaryota; Viridiplantae; Streptophyta; Magnoliopsida; Solanales; Convolvulaceae.